Molecule: messenger RNA, 1192 nt
Organism: Ipomoea nil (Japanese morning glory)
Lineage: Eukaryota; Viridiplantae; Streptophyta; Magnoliopsida; Solanales; Convolvulaceae
Product: eIF-2-alpha kinase activator gcn1-like
Exons: 10
Coding region: 560-1009 (149 amino acids)
Biological process (GO): regulation of translation; cellular response to amino acid starvation
Cellular component (GO): cytosol
Molecular function (GO): protein kinase regulator activity
Source: RefSeq, a predicted model, not a curated record
CCCUUUACUACGAAAGACUGCUGCGAUCUCCCCGGCCUCGCCGACUCGUCAAUUACUAUGUUCUGAACACACAAGAUGAUCUACAGGCUGUAUGCUGGGCUAUUCUUCUUGCUCUGUGUUGAUAUAUGACGGACAGGGAGUUGGCUUAUUUGGAGUGCAUCCACUUGUUUGUGUAGAUACUGGAUCACUUUUUUAGUAAUGUCUGCGAGUUAGAUUUGGUUUUUAACUUUCACAAGGUAUAUCUAAUCUUAGAUGAAUUCGUUCUCGGUUGGGAGCUCCAAGAAACAAGUAAGAAGGCUAUCAUAGAGAGUUUGAAUGAAUUGGAGAAGUUGGAGUAAAGAUUGAUGAUCCAUGAUGGCCAACCUUCAUCCAUAUUCCAAACGUGACCUGAGGUUCGUGAAUCAGCAGGGUUGGCAUUCAGCACUCUCUACAUGACUGCUGGAAUGCAAGCAAUUGAUGAGAUUGUUCCUACACUUCUGCAUGCUCUGGAGGAAGAUCAAACCUCUGAUACUGCUCUGGAUGGUUUAAAACAGAUUUCUUGGUUGAAAACCAUUUGCAAAUGUGUAUUUUCUUACAUUUCUGCCUGCCUCAUAUCCUUCCCAAGCUUGUCUACCUUCCCCUUUCCGCCUUCAAUGCACAUGCUUUGGGAGCUUUAGCAGAGGUUGCUGGACCUGGUCUUGAUGGCCCCCUUGGUACCAUCCUUCCUGCUUUACUCACUGCAAUGGGCUAUACUGAUAUGGUUCAAAGUCUCACCAAGAAAGCAGCAGAAACUGUUGUCACUGUAAUUGAUGAGGAAGGUAUCGAGUCUUUACUGUCGGAGCUUCUCAAAGGAGUUGGAGAUAUUCAGGCUUCAAUCAGACAAAGUUCUGCGUACUUAAUUGGAUAUUUAUUCAAAACCAGUGAUCUAUAUCUUGUUGAUGGGGCUCCAAAUGUGAUAUCCACCCUGAUUAUUUUACUAAGUGAUUCAGAUUCAGCUACCGUGACGGGAGGACCAGUUCUAAAUUUCUAAUACCUGGUUUUUGCCUCCGGAAAGCUCUUCAACCUGUGCGUGCUUCCUAUUUCCCUCCAGGUAUUCCUGCUUUGUUGUCCGACUGAUUGCACUCUGGAGUGGUAUCUUCUUCUUUCUCUUAUUCUCACCAUUGGUUGAAUUCUUCAAAUCUACUAAAGCCUUUAAUGUAAUGGAACUUGAUUU